Messenger RNA from Eutrema salsugineum, 2016 nucleotides. RefSeq names its product eukaryotic translation initiation factor 3 subunit B. The record is from RefSeq and is a predicted model, not a curated record. The transcript has 11 exons. Gene Ontology annotation, cellular component: eukaryotic translation initiation factor 3 complex. Gene Ontology annotation, biological process: translational initiation. Gene Ontology annotation, molecular function: translation initiation factor activity; translation initiation factor binding; RNA binding. Lineage: Eukaryota; Viridiplantae; Streptophyta; Magnoliopsida; Brassicales; Brassicaceae. The coding region runs from base 1 to 2016 and encodes 671 amino acids.
AUGUCUUUGUUUAGUUAUGAAGAUCAUCUUGUUGAACUUGAUGAGACAGAGUUUGGUAAUGUCAUCGUGGUUGAUCAACUCCCAGUUGUUGGUAUGGAUAGGUUUGAGAAACUUGAAGGUGCCAUUCGCAAAUUAUACAAUCAGUUAGGAGUAGUCAUCAAGGAAGAUGGAUUCUCGAUGCCCGUUGAUUCAGACACCAACACGACCAACGGAUAUUGUUUUAUUGAGUUCAAUACCCCUCAGGAAGCUCAAAAAGCUAAAGAAAAAACUCAUGGCUGCAAGUUUGGCAAGUCUCACAUCUUGGCCGUUUAUAUGUUUGAUGAUAUUGAAAGGUUGAUGAAUGUGAAGGAGGAGUGGGAGCCUCCUCAAAUCAAGCCUUAUGCACCCAAUGUAAAUCUGCAAAAGUGGCUUACUGAUGAAAAGGCUCGGGAUCAGUUUGUUAUAAGAUGUGGCUCUGAUACUGAAGUUUUAUGGAACGAUACAAGGCAUUUGAAGUCUGAAUCUGUUCAUACGCUUCAAAACUGGACAGAGAGUUUUGUGCAAUGGUCUCCUUUAGGUUCAUACCUAGUGACACUUCACAAGCCAGGGGUAGCUUUUUGCGGUGGUGCUAGUACUUUUAAACCUCUCAUGCAUUAUAAGCAUCCCAUGGUAGAAUUAGUUGAUGUUUCCCCAGGUGAGAAUUACUUGGUAACCUACCAAAAUCAGAAACCAAACAAUCCGCAGGAUUCAAAUGCAACUGAGAUCAAGAUCUUUAAUGUGAGAAGUGGUAGACUAAUGAGAUGUUUCAUGGGAAGUGCUGAUGAGUUUUCAGUUGGAGGAAGCAGCGUCUCAUGGCCUGUCUUCAAAUGGGCUGGUGGAAGAGAUGAUAAAUACUUUGCCAGACUUAGAAAGAACACUGUUUCUGUCUAUGAGACAGAGACUUUCAGCUUAAUUGGAAAGAAAUCAAUGAAAGUUGACAAUGUUGUGGACAUCUCUUGGUCUCCUACUGAUUCCAUUCUUGCACUGUUUGUUCCUGAACAAGUUGAUGGUAACCAGCCUGCCAGGGUCGCUCUUAUUCAACUCCCUAGCAAGGUGGAGAUAAGGCAGAAGAAUCUUUUCAAUGUGAGUGGCUGCAAAAUGUACUGGCAGAGCAAUGGAGACUAUCUCGCUGUCAAGGUGGAUCGAUACUCAUCGAAAUCGAAGAAGAGCACACAUUCAGGAUUCGAGAUUUUCCGAGUCAAAGAGAAAGAUAUUCCAAUAGAGGUUCUUGAGCUUGACAACAAGAACGAUCAGAUCAUUGAUUUCGCUUGGGAGCCCAACGGUCACAGAUUCGCCGUGAUCCACGGUGAACUACCGAGACCAGAUGUCAGUUUCUACUCAAUGAGGACGACACAACACACUGGCAGAGUUUCAAAGCUCGUUACUCUCAAGUCCAAGCAAGCCAAUGCUCUCUUCUGGUCUCCCACUGGUAAAUACAUAAUCUUAGCUGAUGGGUUAAGUGGAUUCAAUGGCAAGCUUGAGUUUUACAAUGUGGACGAGCUUGUGACUAUGGCAACAGUUGAGAACUUCAUGGCCACAGAUAUCGAGUGGGACCCAACUGGAAGGUACGUUGCAACUGCAGUGACAUCAUCGGUCCACGAGAUGGAGAAUGGGUUUUACAUUUGGUCUUUCUGUGGGAAGUUGCUUUACCAAACACUGAAGGAACAACUCUUUCAGUUUUCUUGGCGUCCAAGACCACCGUCUUUGUUGUCGAACCAAAAAGAAGAAGAAGUGGAAAAGAAUCUGAAGCAGUACCUCGAGAGGUACGAGGAAGAAGACGGUGACGUGUCGGUGUUGUUGAGAAAACAAGAGAAGGAGAAAAGGAGAAUGAUGAUAGAGGAAUGGGAGAUUUGGCUAAACAAGUGGAAGAAGCUUAACGAGGAAGAAAAAAUUCAGAGGCAAAACCUUAUUGGUGACGAAGAAGAAGAAGAGUUUUAUUAUGAGACCAUUGAGGAGUUGAUCGAUGUCUCUGAGGAAGUCAUUCCCUUCGAACUAUGA